Hordeum vulgare subsp. vulgare (domesticated barley) is the source of this 1041-nucleotide messenger RNA. Its product is annotated as serine/threonine-protein kinase SRPK-like. The coding region runs from base 1 to 1041 and encodes 346 amino acids. Lineage: Eukaryota; Viridiplantae; Streptophyta; Magnoliopsida; Poales; Poaceae. Gene Ontology annotation, biological process: spliceosomal complex assembly; protein phosphorylation; regulation of mRNA processing. The transcript is spliced from 2 exons. The record is from RefSeq and is a predicted model, not a curated record. Gene Ontology annotation, molecular function: ATP binding; protein kinase activity.
AUGGACAACAGCGUCUACACCUAUAAGGACGAGGGCACAAAGAACUAUGGCCGCGACGGCUACCACGUCGUCGGCCCUGGGGACAACUUCAAGCAGGGCGCCUACGUCAUGCAGUCCAAGAUCGGUUGGGGCCACUUCUCCACUACUUGGCUCGCCUGGGACAUCGCCCACUCAAGGUAUGUGGCCCUGAAGGUGCAGAAGAGCGCACAACACUACUCGGAGGCUUUCAUGGAUGAGAUCAAGAUGUUGAGGCAGAUUGCUGACGGUGACCUUGAAGACUCCCGUUGUGUUGUUAAGCUUCUUGACCACUUCAAGCACACAAGCCCCAUUGGGAGCCAUGUCUGCAUGGUGUUUGAGUUUCUUGGUGAUAACUUGCUCACCCUAAUAAAGUACACGGACUAUCGUGGCAUUCCGCUUCCAAUGGUUAAGGAGAUAUGCCGGCAUGUGCUCAUUGGGCUUGACUACCUCCACCGCGAGCUUUCCAUUAUCCACACUAACCUGAGGCCCGAAAACAUAUUCAUCGUGUCCACUAUUGACCCCUCAAACGAUCCCCGGAAAUCAGGUGUGCCACUGGUGCCGCUUGCUGCAAGGGCCAUCGAGCCACCUCCAAGGGCUCCUGCUCGACCAUCAACGAGUAGUGGCGUCACUAGGAACCAACAGAAGAAGAUCCAAAAGAAAGCCAAACAUGUAGUUGCUUCAACUUCAGAAGGCAAUGGGGCAGUGGCAUUCGCUGACAUAGACGAAUCAGAUGAUAAGGGAGAUCUGAGCAUAGCAAAUGAGGGCAGUCCUAGCCAGGAUGGGGACAGGAUGAGAGGAGGAGGGCAUAGGCGGGGCAACAAAGGGACUAGGAAUAGGAUGGAGAUGGAAGCUGAACUAGGCUGCAAGCUCGUUGACUUCGGAAAUGCAUGUUGGACGUACAAGCAGUUCACAAGUGAUAUCCAAACAAGGCAAUACAGUUGUCCUGAGGUCCUUCUGGGCUCCAUGUAUUCUACAUCUGUCAACCUGUGGUCCUUUGCAUGCAUAUGCUUUGAACUUGCCUGA